AUGAGGAUCCGCAAGAGGCAAGUGCCUUUCCCUCUCUUGCCCGUGAAUCACUCAGAUCCCAACUUGAUCAACCAGUCACCGGUGAUGGUGCAACUCAGCCAUGCCACCACCACCUCACUCCACCCUUCUUGCACUUUUGGUCCGGCUGCUGCACCCUCACUCCACUUGGAUCCUCUUCAGCCGUCUGAUCAGCCUCUCUCACCGAUCGGAAAACCCACCAACGGCUCUGAUGAGUCAUCCGGAGAAAAAGGGACCCAGAACUUGAACCUGCUGCAGAAGAAGCAAGAAGACUCUUCGGUGGAAGAUGAGAGAAGGGAAGAACAAGGAGGGGGACAGAAGGGUAAUGAUACCAGGAAAGGAAGCAAAUCGUGUUCUGAGACAGUUUCAUCUUCAAGCUCUCUUAAACAAGAUGGGAGAUGGAGCGAGGGAGAUAAAGCUUUCCCACCCAAGAAACGAAGAGGGACCUUCGAGAGUGCAACAGAGGAUACCAGCAGCGAUGAUGAUAAUGAUAAGAAGAAUUCCAAGAGGAGGAUGAAGAUGAAGAGAACGAAGGCAAAGAUGAUCAGGAAGUAUUCGAGGCGAGGUGAUAGUAACCAAGCAGGAGGGGAAGAAGUAGAGGAUGAGAACGAAGAAGAGGUAACAAGAGAAGCGAAACCUCAAGUGCAGGUCGGUAAGAAGAGGGUAAGGGGUGGUGCAUUAAUGGAAGGUUCAAGGUGCAGUCGUGUGAAUGGGAGAGGAUGGAGGUGUUGUCAACAAACCUUGGUGGGUUACUCUCUCUGCGAGCAUCACUUGGGGAAGGGAAGGUUGAGAAGCAUGACAAGUGUGAGAAACAAGUCCAUUGGCACAAGCAAAUCUAGCGGUGCAUUAAAGAGCAAAAUGCCAAAAUCUGAGCCUUCAUUAACAACAAAGUCUAGCACUGUCACUGAAGACCCUUUGGGUGAUGAUGCUGAAAACAUCGAUGAGAAGAAGCCAGUGAUGGUCACAAAGAGGAGGAUGAAGCUUGGAAUGGUGAAAGCUCGAUCCAUAAGCAGCUUGCUGGGACAAACCAACACUGAAGUUGUUGCCAUAGCUGAGGACAAUGAUAUGGAUGAGAUUCUUGAGGAUGGAGAUGGUUUGGAUGGAGACUCCCAACACCAUUCCACAAGAGCCAUGACCUCCAACCAGUUGCUUGGGGGUGCCCACAACCUUGAUUAG
Messenger RNA from Sphenostylis stenocarpa, 1194 nucleotides. The record is from the annotation of a GenBank genome assembly. NCBI's taxonomy places the organism in Eukaryota, Viridiplantae, Streptophyta, Magnoliopsida, Fabales, Fabaceae.